Homarus americanus (American lobster) is the source of this 1443-nucleotide messenger RNA. Its product is annotated as major facilitator superfamily domain-containing protein 6-A-like. NCBI's taxonomy places the organism in Eukaryota, Metazoa, Arthropoda, Malacostraca, Decapoda, Nephropidae. Gene Ontology annotation, cellular component: membrane. The coding region runs from base 1 to 1038 and encodes 345 amino acids. The record is from RefSeq and is a predicted model, not a curated record. The transcript has 4 exons.
AUGAGUCAGGUGUAUAAUGAGUGCAUGUAUGUCUUCAGGCCAGCGUUCUACCUGUUCGUGGGGCUGCAGGGCUUGGCGGGGCUGGUGGCGCUCUCUGUAGACCUCAAGUUCAAGACGCCGUGUGAACAGAUCAUCAAGAACAUCUGGAUGCUGAUGCACAACCCCGAGGUGCUCAUGCUGUUUGUGGCCAUGAUGCUCGCUGGGGCGUUCUUCGGGUUCCUGGAGGCCUUCCUGUUCUGGUUCCUGGGUGACCUGGGAGCCUCUCGAUCACUCAUGGGUCUGACGGUGACGAUGGGAGCCGCCUCAGCCAUCCCGUUCCUCAUCUUCAUGUCCCCCAUCGUCAAUAAGUUCGGUCACAUCGGUGUCAUCGCUUCAGGGUUCCUUAUGUAUGCCAUCAGGUUUGCAGGCUACGCGUCCAUCUAUGACCCGGUGAGCGCCCUGUACUUCGAGGCGCUGGAGGGAGUCACCAUAGGCCUGAUGCUGUCGGCGGGGAUGACCUACGCCAGCGAGCUCUGCACCACCAAGAACAUCGUCUCCCUGCAGGCCCUCUGUGGCACCCUCUACUACGGUGUGGGUAAAGGAAUGGGCAGCGUGGUGGGCGGCUACAUGUACUACCAUCUAGGGGCCCGUAAGACCUUCAGGAUGAUGACUGUGGCCAGCCUCCUCAGCGCCAUCAUCUUCAUCAUCUUCCACAUUUACAUCCAACACCGCAAUCGUCGCCGUGAACGUUAUCGUGCAGAGAAGGAGAACCUACUGGAGGACGACGACAUGGAGAUCAUCCAACUGGCGAUCUCCAAAGCCAAGAAGAAGAAAGGAGAGAAAGAAAGCAAGAAGAGGAAGACACGCAAGGAAGGCAAGAGAGGAAGUAUCCAAGUCGACACCAAAGAAAACGGAAUAUUCGAGCUCCGACGGGUGACUCUGAUAGAUGUGGAAACUCAAACUGAACCCGUCCAGUUCACUGCCGCCAUCGCUACCCCAGAGACUGACGACGAUAGCGAAAACGAUGAAGAAGCAGAAGAGAGGGACAUGGCGGAAUAAUAUACCUGUGAGACAAACAAACAUUCAGCAUGAUCAGCAAACUGUCUGACAUGUUUAUUAUUAUACGAGUAUAGAUAAACACACACACACACACACACACACACCAUUCCUUGUUAGCGAGUACUGAUUGGCUCCAGAAGUAAAUGUCUUUGUAAUUAUGAACCGUAAAUUAAGCUGGAACCAUAAUGUAUUCUAUAAUUAUGUCUAGCUUGUGUGUGUGUGUGUGGGGCAAAGAUAAAGAAAGACACAUACUUUUUUAUAUAAUUCAUGAUCUGUAAUAUUUUUUUCUGUUGUCAUUCAUCAUCUAACUGUUGGCCGCGUUACGGUGUGGCACUGAGGGGAACAAGGCCAUUAAUGAGAUAAACUUAACUAAAUGGCCACUUCAAAUACAGAUGGCCAAGCGGG